Molecule: messenger RNA, 336 nt
Organism: Rhipicephalus microplus (southern cattle tick)
Lineage: Eukaryota; Metazoa; Arthropoda; Arachnida; Ixodida; Ixodidae
Product: DNA-binding protein HEXBP-like
Source: RefSeq, a predicted model, not a curated record
AUGGCGACGGCGUCGUUCGCUUCGUUUGCUGCUGCCCCACCGGCACCGCCGACUUAUCACUGGCCACUGCAUCCAGCUGCGCUAGACCCGUCGUACUGCCGGGACCGACAGUACUCGUGCGACACAGCGCCUCCGUUCUCACCCUACGGGCCAGGACCGAUGCCGCGGCAGGAGCCCGCGAGUGGAGCAAUGCGUGUGCAGUGCCAUCGCUGUGGUGGAUUCGGCCACAUAUCUCGUAACUGUGCCACGGGUCGAGGAAUGGGGCCACCCGUUUGCUUCCGGUGCCAGCGAUUGGGUCACCUGCAAGCACAGUGCCCGGGAAACCAGUGGCGGUAG